Molecule: messenger RNA, 1371 nt
Organism: Sycon ciliatum
Lineage: Eukaryota; Metazoa; Porifera; Calcarea; Leucosolenida; Sycettidae
Exons: 6
Coding region: 560-1333 (257 amino acids)
Biological process (GO): mismatch repair
Molecular function (GO): ATP binding; mismatched DNA binding
Source: RefSeq, a predicted model, not a curated record
AAUGAGGCGCCGGAUCCGAUCGCACCCCGCGAAAAGCGAAAAUUGUAAACCCAUCUUUCAGUUUGUUUGUUUCAUUCAAACCAAAUCAAGGAAGGCUAGGCUCAGCGGGUGGAUAUUUCUCCCAGAUAAAUACCAGGGAGUAGUACAAUACUACUCCCUGAUAAAUACUACAUGUAUCAAGAGUCCAUAAACACACUCUUGGUACUAGACAGUAAUUGGAUAAUACCAUGAAGUCGUCCAAACGGCCUUGGAACUCCAGAAAGUCACCUGGUGCCUCAUCACAUGGCGGAAAGACCACGACCAGCUCUUCAAAGCAGACCCCGGAGAAAGGCGGACAGCAACAGGCCACGCUAGCGCGCUCUCCAAAUUCUUCAACGUGAAGCCUCCGUCAACACCGGUGGCGACAACAGCAGCAGCAAAAACAUCAGCUGUUCAAGUAUAUGUAGUGUAUGAUGAUGGUGGUAGUCAUGACAACAGCAGCAAUGGCAGUCAUCCUGUUGCAGCAUCUGCAGAGCUUGCACCCGCCACGCUGACUCGCCUGCAGCGAUUCCAGCAGCGCAUGCCAUUGCAAAGCGGCGCAUCGUCCACCACCUCAGCAUCCUCCAGCUCCAGUUACAGCCGUGCUUGCCAGCAGGCCGCAUGUGCUAAAGGCUCCAGCCUACGGCUAUCUGGUUCGCUGGAGGCUGGCGUGAGUGACGGCAGAGCUGAUGAUGUAGUGGAGAGCCCUACCCGUGCUGCUGCUGCUGCUGCUGCUGCUACGACUCUUACCUGUACCUGUACUGGUGGUGAUGAUGAUGAAGACCUGGUGUUGAUGAGCUCGACCACGCAGCGAAGUCGACCGCAGCCAGUGGCUUCUCCUCCGGCCAAGCGUGUGCGACGGCCAGCUUCAUCUGCACCGUCGUCGUCGUCAACGUCGGAUAUCAAAGCUUCCAUUGCCGCAUUUUCGUCCCCCGCCAGUCACGUUUCCACGUCGGUGUCUUCAAGGACGCUAUUGUCUCUGUCCUCGGUAUCAUCACGGCUGACCUCUUCGCCAUCGUCCAGCAGCUGUGCUAAGGGUUCGCCGUACACACCGCUUGAGAAGCAGUACAUGGCGAUACGCGACGCAAACCCCGGCGUACUGCUCAUGGUCGAGUGCGGGUACAAGUUCCGCUUCUUUGGCGAGGAUGCCGAGGUUGCAGCUCGUGUUCUCAACAUCUUCUGCCACCCGAUGCACAACUUCAUGAACGCCAGCAUACCCAUGCAGCGACUGCUUGUUCACGUGCGUAGGCUGGUAAUGGCAGGUUACAAGGUGUGUGUAUGUGUGUUUGUAUGCCUGUCUUGUUCAGGCUGGUAAUGGCAGGUUACAAGGUGGGUGUAGUGCGGCAGGUGGAG